Molecule: messenger RNA, 2782 nt
Organism: Colletotrichum scovillei
Lineage: Eukaryota; Fungi; Ascomycota; Sordariomycetes; Glomerellales; Glomerellaceae
Product: glucose sorbosone dehydrogenase
Exons: 3
Coding region: 1214-2617 (467 amino acids)
Source: RefSeq, a predicted model, not a curated record
CUCAUCGCCAGAAUCACCACACCCGCGAUCCGCCUAGACCCAGCUCCAAGCAGACGGAAAUCCGACGACCUGCCUCCUUCGGCCAUCGUCGGGUCGUGGAUCCCGCUCCUGUGCCCACUGAACAGACGCAGCUAAGGUUGUCUUGCAUGCUUAUUCCCCCACAUCAAACGUGAGCCGUCCGAUAGCAUGGCGCGACGCUACCAGAGAAUGUGCGCCUUUUGAACAACUUUUUUUACGCGCCUUACUGAAUCCGCUACACCAAUCCAGCUCUUGUUCGACCUGUCGCUGGGUGGGAAGCGAUGCCUCGACGCCGGAUUCGGACCUUGUCCUUCACGAUGCUGGAUACUCGAGGAAGACUUCUCAUUCCGCUUCAGUCCGUGUCUCGUCUUCGAGUGAGGCCCGAUGCUCAGGGCAACAAAUAUGAACAUUCCUGACUGCUAGCCACAUCACCGAAGCAUCUCGAGGCCUGAGCAGUGAGCCCGUAGCUAGAGACCCCAAUGCUUCACCCUCGCGAUACCCUCACAACUGCCGUCUGCAUCCCUCAGCAGCAAUGCCAUGCAGAGUGGCUGGCCGCAAAAGCAACGCCGGUGCGUUGGCUCAACGCGAGGGACCCAACAUGGCCAGACACACACAUGGGAGGCGUUGUUCCAUCCAUCCACUGUCAUCGCAGCCAUACCGUCCCUCUCAGGUUGUCAGGCUUUCUGAUCCCCUCAUCCAACGAAGACCCUAAUAGCUUCCAUGGGUCGACUUACCCACCCAUUCCGCCGCCCAGUCGCCUCCUCGCCGUACCGUCCACCGAUUGCGCUAGAGCAGGUGAGCAGCUCCUAAAGAGGCACAGAGGAUCGCCCGCUCGCGUACAGGUCAACCACUCGCGAGCCGCCGCACAAGGAGGCGAUGGAGGGGGGAUGAUGGAGGGGCAUCUUAUCCCGAACCAGAGAGCUUUGUCUCUCUCUUUUUUUAAGUGGAGUUUUGGUCUGCCACCCUGAAAGUCGACAGAUGCCUCGCUACCCGUCUCGCGGGACAUGUUCCAAUCUGCUCCGAAGCUACUCAGUCGCUAAUUAAUCUCUUCACCUUGCCACUGAGCUUCCCCUCACCUUGAAAAUAUCAGGGGCAUUUUAUUUAUGUACGCGAGACAGCUCUCAAAGGUGACUGCGUUGUAGCUUGUCGCGAUUGCUUGAAUCCAGACGUAUUCCUUUCCCCCACACCCGCCAGAAUGAAGGGAUUCACAACUGCCGCGCUCGCGGUAGCAGCCGCCACCACGGCGCUCGCGCAACAAUGCGCCGAUAUCAUUACCCCCAGCUACACUGCUCCUCAGGUCGCCGCUGGCUGGCAAGCACAGCUCGUCGCCAAUGGCUUCAAGAAGCCUCGCACAAUUCACGUUGACAGCGAGGGCGCUCUGCUCGUCCUGGACGCCGCUGUUGGUGUUUACCGCGUCACAUUCAAGGAUAAUGGCGGUACAUGUCUGACGUUGACCGAGAGCAAGCUUCUGGUUAACAAUACAAGACUCACACACGGCAUGGCCUUCUCAGAAGAUGGCAAGACACUGUACGCCUCCUCCGUCUCCCAAGUCCUCGCCUGGGCCUACGACGCAAAGGCCGGCACCGUCAACGCCGAACCCGCCGUCGUCAUUGACAACAUGGCCAACAACGACCAGACCACGCGCACCCUGGUCAUGUCCAAGGCCUCGAGCAACUGGCUCGUCGUGUCCCGCGGCGUCGACGAGAACUUUGACAUUGAUGCCCUCGAUGCCAACAGCGGUCACGCUCAAGUCAAGGCCUUUGACCUGAGCAAGUCCGGCAACAACCCCUUCGACUUCAACACGGAUGGCAAGCUUCUUGGCUGGGGUAUUCGCAAUGCCGUCGCCGUUGCUGAGGACCCGGCUACGGGUAACGUCUGGGCGAUGGACAACUCCAUUGAUGAUAUCACGCGUAACGGCGUCGACAUUCACGCCAACAACCCCGGUGAGGAGCUCAACCUGCUCGGUACUAUUGCGAACGAGACCGACGCCGGCAACUACGGUUACCCGCGGUGCUUCGCUGUCUGGGACACCAGCAUCCCGCUCAACAGCUCUCUCAACGUCGGCGACCAGUUCUCCAUGGAGCAGAACUCGACCAUGAACGAUACCCGCUGCCACAACGACUACGUCGCUCCCCGCCUGACCUUCCAAUCCCACUCAUCCCCCGUCUUCCUCAAGUUCAACAACGACGGAUCAAAGGCCUUCAUGUCGUUCCGCGGCAGCUUCAACCGCCCUAACCCCGUCGGCUACGCCCUCACCGCAGUCGACUUCUCUAACGGCGAGCCCGUCGCCAAGAGCGACUCGACCGACGCUCUCAAGAACAUCAUGUACAACAAGGAUCUCAGCACCUGCCCCGACCAGUGCUUCCGUCCCGUCGGUCUCGCGUGGGACUCCAAGAACCGCUUGUUCAUGACUUCUGACUCCACGGGCGAGAUCUACAUCCUGCAGCAGACCGACGCUACGCCGACAUCGACGACUCCUGGCACCAUUGUCACCGGCACUGCGACCUCGACUGCCAAGCCUGAUGCUGCAAGUGGCUUUGCGCCUUCGCUUGGUCUUGGAUUCGCUGCGCUGGUGGCGGCGAUGUUCUUCUCUUUCUAGACUGAUGCAGAGAUGAAAACGAGAUUGGGAAAUGAAGCUCUUAGAACCUAAGAUGAGAGGUGGACUACAUCCACCAGAGUUUGAAUGAUUCCCGACAAGGCAGUGUCACGAUACAUGAAUAUACCUAGCAGAUUUCGAUUGACGAAGACGUGCAAAACACACCCA